This is a messenger RNA of Culex quinquefasciatus (southern house mosquito), 4390 nucleotides long. RefSeq names its product dynein heavy chain 2, axonemal. Lineage: Eukaryota; Metazoa; Arthropoda; Insecta; Diptera; Culicidae. The coding region runs from base 711 to 4364 and encodes 1217 amino acids. The record is from RefSeq and is a predicted model, not a curated record. The transcript is spliced from 7 exons.
ACUAGCCUGUAGGUAUAAAAGUAAGUAUGUUUUGGGAGGAAAGCAACUCAAAUAUUCACUUACUGGGUAUAAAUACGCUCUUGAUCCAAAUUUCUCCAUUUUAUGUUUCUCCAAUCUUUGUAAAAAGACACUCCACAGCAUGAGUUUGAAAAUUGAAUUUGGUUCCAAAAUAUGUUCCAGUAAAUAUCAAUAUUGUACAUUUCUAUACCGUUAAUUAAUACACCUUCUGUCUCUAGAGUUAAGUCCUGACUCAAUUGUAAACUUAGCAAAAGCUUUAAUAUAUCAAACACUAAAGCUUCGAUUGCAAGAAACAGCCAACAUUUUGAAGAGAAGCUAAUAGCGUUGCUGAACGGAGACACGAAGGUGCGCUUCGCACGAAGCAUUCCAAAAAUUUGAACAGUCAGAUUGUGAAAGCUGAUUAGUUGCAACAUAAUCAGCAUUCCAUCAUUUUCUAAUAACCGCAACUUUUUUUUCGUUGUUCGCAAUUCAUGCUUGAUGAAUUCUUCCCAGCCAAUUCUUAUUAUUCCGAGACAUAUCGAAAUCAGAUGAAACAACACUGCUAAGUUCAACAGACUUGCCAUUUGGAAGACAAGUAAAAACUGUUUAGUGUUACUUGGCAACAUGCAACUAGGUAGCAACCGACUUUGUUACUUUUCACAGCAACUAUUUCAAGCCAAACCGUGCUGGUAAUCAGACGUACUUCUACAACGAUGGCAGAAACCAACCGCGAUCAAAUGGCUGACAAUGCUAGUGAAAUAUCUAGCUUUUCCGAUUCCAGUGAUGAAGCAAAAAAAGAAGUUGAGAUAGUGGAGGAAGCAAUUGAGGAGACUGAUAAGCCAGUUUACACCGAGGAAGAUUUGGAAACAUUAAUUGGAUUUAUUCGGAACAUGAUUUUUCUGUUUGAUUACGAUGAAGACGAUUUUAGUGAAGAGGUGGUUGAAGUUAUCAAACUGUGGCUUACCGAUGCAAAUUGCCCUCUUUUAUUUAUAUUUUACGAUGGAGACAUUUUGACGGCAUCGCUAGGAUUCCCAUUGUGCCCUUUCAAUGAUCUCAUGUACUUUAUGAGGGAACCUGAUCAAUUGUUUAAUGUUAUUCGUUUUCACGACGAUAUUAUGUUCGGAACAUUGCAGAGCGAUAUCGAAGGAUCGUUGUUAGUCAUUUUGGAGCAAGUCUAUGGACCACUGAUCUUAUCUACAGAGUUGUCGGAAAACGUUAAAGCAAACGUACUCAGCGGAUACAACACCUUCAUGACUUAUUUAACUGAGUUGCAUUACAAAUUGUCAGGAUUUACACUUUUGUACGUUCCUCGAGAAGGAAAUGAUAUGGACGUUCAGGAAGUUGUUUUGAAUCGCUCGAUGAUCAAACGAUUGGAAUCAGUUGUGAUUGACUGGACCAGUCAAAUUCGUUCUACACUCAGCGAUACUCAACAUUUUGUUCCAGACAAUCUCAUUUGCCCUGCUGAUGAAUACAGUUUUUGGCUUUACCGGCAUGAGGUGCUAUCUGCAAUAAAAACUCAAUUUGAAAACCCAAAUGUAGAGCAUAUUCUACAGGUUCUGAACUUGGCACAGUCAUUGUACACGAAGCCACUUCGAGAAGUUUUGUCGGACCUGAAAAAAGAAAUCGAAGUGGCCGAAUCAAACAUACCGUUUCUAAAGCUUCUCGUUGAUCCAUGUUUUGCUAUACGAACCCUUAACGAUGAAGAAGAUUUGUGCUCUCAGCUUAUUUAUGUGAUGCAUAUCAUCAGAUUCAUAGGAGUUGAUUCGUCCCAUUUGCACCGAGACGAAUGCAUCACCAAACUAUUCCUGUACCUAAGCAAUGAAAUUGUGUCGUGCUGUGUACAAAGUAUUGAUAUUAACAAAAUUUUAAUGGGUUCUCCAUGCUAUGGAAUAGAAAUUUGUAAUCUCAAAAUCAACUGCUGUGAAUCAUACAAAAUUAUCUAUGAAGAAAUGCUGGAGCAUUUUAAAAGAGAUUAUGCGUGGAAUCUAGACUAUGCCACUAUUUUUAACCAGAUAAAUGCAUUUAUUCAGCGUUUGUGUGACAUUUUAGAGAUUUGCGAGGCUAUGCUGAUCUUUGGAAGAUACAGUGGCAGUAGUUCUUACAAAAAUUUCCGUUUUCCGUGUAAUAAUGCUCAGGAGUACGAGCAGAAAUGUGACCAAGUGAUGACAAUAUUCACGAAAGGAAUCGAAAGCAUUCAAUCUUCAGCUAGUGCUAUAUUAGACAUCAACAACAAAUAUUGGUACAAAACGAUUGCAGAGUUUCGAGAUAUGCUGAGAAACUUGGAUGACGUAAUUGAAAAUCUGCUGUCAAAUAUUUUUUUGGUUGCGGAAAACCUAGAAGAAAAAAUUGAUGUCCUUGUGGCGCUUCUCAACUUUUUCAAUCGCGACAGCAUAAAAGAAAGUUACAUGCGUAAAAUUGCAGAAAUUUGGAAAAUAUUCCAUACUGAACUAACGUCAAUUUCAAAGGAGGUCUCUUCAGGAAUUAACAUCCAUCCAACAUUACUACCAACAAAAUCGGGACAAUACACAAUGUUGAAAAUCAAAUUUGAACGGCUUUGCCGGCUCAGAAAUCUUCUGGAAAGAUGCAGAUUUUUUCCCACAUACAAUGAAAGCGAAGAAACGUUGUCCUUGUUUGAAUCAUGUGAAAAGCAAGUGAAAUUAUCCUUGAAAAAGUUCAACGAUUCAUGGACCAAAGCCUUGAGCCCCGAUUUUGGAGCAUGGUUCCAUAGAAAUCUUAUCUGUCGGAGUCAAAUUCGCCCUGGUUUAUUGGAAUGCCACAUCGAGAGGGAAAUGCUGAACAUAUUCAACGAAGCUCACUUUUUUAAAGUCUUGGGAGCAGCCACCCCGAGUAUCAUAGAUUUGGAAAAAAAUGACACCACGAAACAAACAUUUGACAGUGUCAUUCGGGUGGUUUUGUACUUCAAUAGUGUUGUUUCUUCAAUUUCUGAAAAGGAAAGACUAUUUUUCAAACCCAUGAUACAACAAACGGAAAGAAAACUCGAACCGCUCAGAAGCAAGCUAACUUGGGAAGAAGAUUUGAACGAAUACAUUGAUACUUUUGUCAUGAAUGUCAAAGAGUUAUUGGAUAUCAUUCAAAUAUAUAAGCGCGAAAAUUUCAAAAUUUCUCGAUCCAUGGAAACCAUUUACAACCUUGAGUUGUUCAAAUUGAACAAGUCACAAAAUCAGCAGUUGAACGAUAUGUUCAAAAACAUAAGCGAACAGAAAAAACAUUCACUUUCGCAACUCGUUGGCGUUUAUACGGACAUCAGUAAAAAUAUAUUUAUUAUUUAUGACCAUCUUGGAUCGAAUCUUCGAAGAAUGGGUGAAAGCUGGAUUCAAUACGUUCGGAAGAUUGAUCAUUUGCUGAAAGCUGCAGUUUACAAUUCGUCCCUAAUAACACUCAAAAACAUAGAAAAGGCAUUAACGGAGUCACAUCAUCCCAUUUUGAGCAUCGAAAUUGUGCUGGACAGAAAAGGUGUUGUAUACCAACCCACUCUCGCACAUGUGGAAGUUAUGCUAAAGCGUUUAACAACAGAAGUUACAACCACCAUUAAAAUUAUUCCUACAUUGUGUCAAAAGUUUCAAAUAAAUGCCGGAGAAAAUAUUUACGACGCCUUUUUGAACGACGAGCAAUAUAUUAAUGAAGAACGUAAAAUAAAGACUGCAAUUAUCACUACUAUUGAAAAUCUUGUGGCAUUUAAGGAAAAAUGGAAUGUAUUUAGACCAUUUUGGAGUGUAAAUCGAACGUCAUUCAUUGAGAAGUUUAAACUUGCGAGCAUGACAUCUGACGCCUUCCAAAAAAAUAUAGAAAAAUUUGACGAACUUUUAAAUCAACUAACAACUCAAAACGAGCUUACCACAUGUGAGUGCGUACAUGUUGAUGCACAAAAACUGAAAUACGCCAUCACAAAUCACAUUCAUGAUUGGCAGCUUAAAUAUAUUGAAUAUCUAAAAUGCGUAUCCUAUGGACUGAUAAUCGAUUUUAAUAAUAAACUCAAUCAAAACAUGCAAUCCAUGAGUAUCGUACCAAAGGAAGUUGAAGAAUUGAAAGAAUUAGAGGCAACAUUCAAUAAUUGUUUCGACGACAUACCCUGUAUGAUGCUGACAAUUGAGAACAUUGUAAGAUAUUUCGACGUCCUUGAAAAAUACGUUUCAGAUAUACUGCCCGAAGCCCUAAACUUGAGAAAAAAAAUUCAUGAGAUCUGGAAGCAAUACAUGGCAUACGUGAAUAGGAUUAAAGAAAAGAUUGCUGACUAUCAAACCCAGUUUAAACUCUCAAUAACAAAUGAGGCGGCUUGUUUGAAAGUUAAUGCUCUAGAGAUGCUGAAAAUGCUGGACACAGAAAUGCCUAUCGAUGAUGAUAUGUAAAAUAAACGAGUCUAUAAAUAACAAGA